Molecule: messenger RNA, 731 nt
Organism: Morus notabilis
Lineage: Eukaryota; Viridiplantae; Streptophyta; Magnoliopsida; Rosales; Moraceae
Exons: 2
Coding region: 297-653 (118 amino acids)
Source: RefSeq, a predicted model, not a curated record
CUCUGGUAAUCAAAAGAAAAAACUUUCUUCUUGCUUUCUGUUUUCCGAGCAAUAUUUGGGUGUUUGUAUUCCGGCUUUCUUCAGUGCAGAGGAGGUCCGAGACAGAGGUGAUUCUGGGCUGUUUUAUCCUGGGGACGACGAGGCUGGUAUACUGCUUGUACUACCUUGGGCAGAGCCGCGAAACGUCUUAAAAAAAGCGACUUAGUCCGCGACUCAACCCAAGAUUUUGUUUGGUAAAUUCGUUCCUUUUGUGUUCUGCACUAACAGAGCCCGAGUUCAAAACAUCACUCACAUCAAUGGCUGCCGUUCUCUCCCUCCACACCCUCUUUCUCCUCCCAUCAAACCGUUCCUCCCAAGCUAUUUCCACAAAGCCCCGGGCUGUCCUCAGCCAAGCCAACAAAAUGCGAGUCCCCUAUGUGCUGAGGCAGGGGCAGUCCCGUCUUUUCCACAAGCUCCCUUCUGGGCUGAACAUGGAGGUCAUUGUGCAAAAGGAAGACCCAUAUGAGAAAAAGAAGAGAAACACUGAAAACCCACCUCUGGUUUUCUUCCAUGGAAGCUACCACGCUGCUUGGUGCUGGGCUGAGCACUGGUUGCCGUUCUUUUCAAACUCUGGCUACGAUUGCUAUGCCGUUAGCUUGUUGGGGCAGGAAUAAGGGAAAAUUUUCUUGGAGUAUAUGAGUUCCUUGCUGGGAAGUCAGAGCCCGACCAUGAUAUAACAAGGUCAGUUAUGA